Molecule: messenger RNA, 1455 nt
Organism: Carcharodon carcharias (great white shark)
Lineage: Eukaryota; Metazoa; Chordata; Chondrichthyes; Lamniformes; Lamnidae
Product: macrosialin-like
Exons: 6
Coding region: 124-1323 (399 amino acids)
Cellular component (GO): membrane
Source: RefSeq, a predicted model, not a curated record
CACAGUCGAGAAACCGAGGGUGUGGGGAGGAGAGAGAGAGAGAAAAGAAAUAUAACUUUUAGACUGCGCAGCUCCCUCACUUCACACAGACUGGAAAAGAGCUCAGGAACAGACUGCGGGACAAUGCCCCUAGCAAUCUUACUCUGCCUUUUCCUUUUUACUAUCCCUGCUGCAAAUGGAGAUGUAAAGUGUGAAGGACAGAAUUGUCAUCCUAGACCGACACAAGCCACUCUGCAACCUCCGACUGUCAUAUCUCCCCAAAGACCAGUCACUCUGCUGCCCCCGAGUACCCCUGGCACCCCUCAUACCACCCCGGCCAAUCACACAUCACCCACCCCGGCCAAUCACACGACACACGUACCGGCCAAUCACACGACACACGUACCGGCCAAUCACACGACACACGUACCGGCCAAUCACACGACACACGUACCGGCCAAUCACACGACACACGUACCGGCCAAUCACACGACACACGUACCGGCCAAUCACACGACACACGUACCGGCCAAUCACACGACACCCACCCCAACCAAUCACACGACAGCCACCCCGACCAAUCACACGACGGCCGCCCCGACCAAUCACACGACGGCCGCCCCAGCCAAUCACACGACGGCCGCCCCAGCCAAUCAUACGACGGCCGCCCCAGCCAAUCACACGACACAUUCAGUGUUGCCCACCUCUGUGCAUCCAACCACUCCGCCUGUGCUGGAAUCAGGAAGCUACAACGUAACGGGGAACAAGAACGUCUGUGCGAUGGCACAUCUGAAGUUACAGGUCCGGGUCCAAUAUCAAACGGCAAAGAAGGAGGUGCGCUGGGGUUUGUUCUUUAUCGAGCCAAAAAGGACAAGCUCUUCAGGAAGCUGUGGCCCUGACUUCAUUAACAUGACCCUGACAUUCCCUGAGGGAUUCCUGAUGUUCGGAUUUAAGAAGAACAGCACAAAACAAACCUUCUACCUCAAGGAACUUCAAAGUGAACUGAGAUACAAGUUCCCUGGCACCGCAGCAACCUCUUUAUACAUCGGGAAGAACAGCAGCGUGAUGAUGCUGCAGACCCACAUUGGAUAUUCCUACCGCUGUUCCAAACAAUCGGUGAUGGCUAAAAGCAACUUCUGGGUGGACCUGGUGGAUGAGCAGGUUCAAGCCUUCAAAUUCUUCAAAAAUGGGCAGUUUGGUGCAGCCGAGGACUGCCCAGAGGACAAGAGGGUCCCUGUCGUGGCCAUUGUUGUUGUUGUUAUUCUGAUUGUCCUCAUCGUCGUCGUGCUCCUAGCAUACCUGAUCGGGAGGAGGAGGCAUCCAGCCGGGUACCAGAGCAUCUGAUUUGGUCCCGUUCUGGACACCGAGCCCCUCACCCCCCCGGAGGAACGUGACAGUGGGAGCUGGGGAGAGGGGUGCAUGGAGAGGCCAGGGUCAGGGUCAGGGUCAGGGUCAGGGUUAGGGUCAGGGUUAGGG